This is a messenger RNA of Benincasa hispida (wax gourd), 1363 nucleotides long. The record is from RefSeq and is a predicted model, not a curated record. NCBI's taxonomy places the organism in Eukaryota, Viridiplantae, Streptophyta, Magnoliopsida, Cucurbitales, Cucurbitaceae.
UAUUUAUGAAGUCAUAAAUAGGCAAGAAAAAAGAAAAAGAAAAAGAAAAAGAGAAAAGAAGGAAGCCCUAACCUCCAACUUUUCCCCUCCCUCAAACAACCGCCGACACCCUCGUCAUUCUUCUUCUCCGGCGACUCUCCGGCAGCCACAGGCGUAAAGCAGCGACGACUGGAGCCCACACCCACGCGAACGCCCAGCUCUGUCAUCGACGGCGGCGGGUCUGCGGUCACCCACGAAUCUGACUUGCAUUGUGAGCACGACUCGGAACGGCUUCGCCUAGGCUUUCGCAGCAUCGAUUCUUUUCCGUUUGAGACUCUAGCGUGAACAACAAGUUGUGCAUUCGACGACUGGUUGUGUCUUGCAGCAGCGUUUUUGGCUGGGGGGUAGGCUUUCAACGGUCCCAUUGGUUUUCAAUCAGUUUAUCCAUAACGUCGAAGGACCAGGUCUGCAGUUUUGGAUGCUUUCGAAUGCCGUCCAGCAAGGUUUGGAGCCCUUUUUGUUUUGGACUAGCUCGGACUGAUCGACAUUGGUCUAUUGUUGGUUUUGGUGGAUUUUGGACUUCGAGGAAGUUGAUAUUUGUCCAAGAAAGUGGAUUUAUGAUUGAGAAUUGUAGGACUGUCGAUUGAGCCUUGACCACCAAAAUAUUGGUGAUGGUUGUGAGAUUUCUUAUAAGGAUCUUGACAUGGAGGGUGGAAUUCAUGGUAUCUUGGUGGUUGAUCUUGUAAAGGAGGGGGGUAAUCGUCAUCCCCUGAAGAAUCAGAGUCGCAUCCCAAAAUAGGGCGAGCUGUAUUGGAAAAUUCGGGUUAUUACACCAUCACCACCAUGUUGCCUCCUGGGGGGGCGCCAAGGAAGCGAAAGGAGGUUGAGCCGUUUGUGAAGCCGAAAGUUGUGGGGGCUGACUCAAUUUCAGCGAAUCGGCUUCUAGCCGGCUAUCUUGCUCAUGAGUUUCUCAAUAAUGGCACUUUGUUUGGGGAGAAGUAUGAGCCAGCUCAAAGCGAGGUUGUUGGAAUGGCUAACUUGCAAUCAACUGAGUGUAAGAGGACGAAGCCGGAAGCCGCCUCGCCGAGCAUCAAAAAAGGAAAUCAUAGCUAUGCUGAGGUGGCAAGCAUCUUGAAGAUGGAUGGGGCCCACUUGCCUGGAAUUGUUAACCCAGCCCAGCUUGCUUGGUGGAUUAAAAUGUAAUUGCCAACAUAGCGUCCUUUGAUUGGAUGUAUAUUAUACUUUCAUAUCAGCAUAGUGAUAUCUGUUACGAGUCAAUGUAUAGGACUUGAAUUCAGUAAUGGAGAAUUGGUUUUGUUUUAGUUUUGUCACUGUAAAGUUUCUCUUCCCCAUGUAAAUGAUUAUACAUUACUCUUUUUAUUCU